Molecule: messenger RNA, 8902 nt
Organism: Chilo suppressalis (striped riceborer)
Lineage: Eukaryota; Metazoa; Arthropoda; Insecta; Lepidoptera; Crambidae
Source: the annotation of a GenBank genome assembly
AAAGAAUUACAUUAAGAAGUAUCAUAUUUUAUUCCCGUUUUCCCGCGAUUUUAAACGUCAAGUCAUUUUAAGUGGAAAAGAAACAGUGAAUCGUUUCAUUUUUAGCAUCUAUUUGUUACAGUUAACAGCUAAAUCUAAGAAUCCAAAAGUUUGCAAAUAUGGUUGGCAAAACGAACAAGUUAUAUGUUUUGAAAAGAGGAGGAAGAAUGGAAGAGGUCCACAUUGAUAAAAUAACAUCACGAAUAAAAAAGCUUUGCUAUGGGUUAAACAUGGACUUUGUAGAUCCUGUGUCCAUAACAUUAAAAGUUAUAAAUGGGAUUUACUCUGGUGUAACAACUGUUGAAUUAGAUAAUUUAGCAGCAGAAACCGCGGCAACUAUGACUACUAAUCAUCCUGACUAUGCUGUGUUAGCUGCUCGACUAGCUAUAUCCAACCUACACAAAGAAACUCAGAAACAUUUUUCAGAGGUUAUAACCAGUUUAUACAAUAUCAUCAAUCCACAUACGAAAAAACGAGCUCCAAUGAUUUCUGACACCCAUUAUAAUAUCAUAAUGAAGAACAAAGAAAGACUAGACUCUGCUAUUGUUUACGACAGAGACUUCAAGUAUAAUUAUUUUGGAUUUAAAACUCUUGAAAGAUCAUAUUUAUUAAAGAUCAAUAACAAGGUUGCUGAACGACCACAGCAUAUGCUGAUGAGAGUAUCUAUUGGUAUCCAUGGUGAAGAUAUAGAUGCUGCCAUAAAUACUUACAAUUUGCUGUCUGAAAAAUAUUUUACACACGCCAGCCCAACCCUGUUCUCAGCUGCCACACCACGGCCACAAUUGUCAUCUUGUUUUCUUGUAGCUAUGAAAGAUGACAGUAUUGAAGGUAUAUAUGAUACUUUAAAACAAUGUGCGCUUAUAUCUAAAUCUGCUGGUGGAAUCGGAGUCCACGUUCACUGUAUCAGAGCUAAAGGAUCAUAUAUCGCAGGCACAAAUGGUGUAUCUAACGGACUCGUGCCAAUGCUUAGGGUUUACAACAACACAGCAAGAUAUGUAGAUCAAGGUGGAAAUAAACGCCCCGGAGCUUUUGCAGUGUAUUUAGAGCCUUGGCAUGCAGACAUUUUUGAAUUUCUCGACCUCAAAAAGAACACUGGCAAAGAAGAAGUACGAGCUCGAGAGUUGUUUUAUGCUUUAUGGAUACCGGAUCUUUUUAUGAAAAGAGUUGAAAAAAAUGAAGACUGGAGUCUUAUGUGUCCUCAUGAUUGUCCUGGAUUAGCUGACUGUUGGGGAGAUGAAUUCGAAAAUCUAUAUGAACAAUACGAAAAAGAAAAGCGUUUUGUGAAACAGGUCAGCGCCCAAGUUUUAUGGAAAGCCAUAAUCGAAGCCCAAGUUGAAACGGGAACACCCUAUAUGCUUUACAAAGACGCUUGUAACAGGAAAAGUAACCAAAAGAACUUAGGCACUAUAAAAUGUAGUAACUUAUGCACUGAGAUCGUUGAAUACACGUCAGCUGACGAAGUCGCGGUGUGUAAUUUAGCAUCUAUUGCUUUGAACAUGUUUGUUAAUGAAGAUAAAACAUAUAAUUUUAAUAAAUUAAAAGAAGUCACCAAAAUUAUUACUCAAAACUUAAAUAAAAUCAUUGAUGUUAAUUUCUAUCCGAUCCCGGAGGCAAGAAAAUCAAAUAUGAGGCAUAGGCCUAUAGGAAUUGGUGUUCAAGGGCUAGCAGAUACAUUUGUCUUGAUGCGCAUUGCAUAUGAAAGUGAUGCAGCGAUGAAACUUAAUCAACAAAUAUUUGAAACCAUUUAUUACGGGGCACUAGAAGCUAGUUGUGAACUUGCAGAAAAGUAUGGGGUUUAUGACACUUACGAAGGAAGCCCAUCCAGUCAAGGUAUAUUACAAUACGACAUGUGGAGCAAAACCCCCACCGACCUUUGGAACUGGAAUGCUUUAAAAGAAAGAAUUUCUAAGCAUGGUUUGAGAAAUUCUUUAUUAUUAGCUCCUAUGCCAACAGCAUCCACGGCUCAAAUUCUUGGUAACAAUGAAUCAUUUGAACCUUUCACAUCAAAUAUAUACCAAAGAAGAGUUUUGUCUGGCGAGUUCCAAGUUGUAAAUCAUCAUUUAUUGCGUGAUUUAACUGAAGCAGAUUUGUGGGAUGAAGACAUGAAAAAUCUUAUAAUACACAAUAAUGGGUCAAUACAAAAUAUAGAAGCUAUUCCGAAAGAAAUAAGAGAUCUAUAUAAGACUGUUUGGGAGGUGUCUGUUAAAACUACAAUUCAAAUGGCUGCCGAUAGGGGUGCAUUUAUUGACCAAAGUCAGUCUUUUAACAUUCAUGUAGCUGAACCAAAUUACGGUAAAUUAACAUCGAUUCACUUUUAUGCUUGGAAAAUGGGUCUUAAAACCGGCAUGUAUUAUUUGAGAACAAAGCCAGCUGCUAAUGCUAUACAGUUUACAGUUGAUAAAUCAAAAGUCAGAGGUAAAGUUACGAAUGGAAAUUCUGAUGAGGCAAACAUGGCAGCAAUAACAUGUUCCCUACAGAAUAAAGAUAAUUGUUUCAGCUGUGGAUCAUAAAUACAGUACCUACUGAUUUCAUUGUAAUAAUAUAAUGGCACUAAGGCCCGUAUUAAUUGAUCACUCUCAACCCUGAGAAGACGACGAAAACAGCAUCUAUCAAUCAAUAUGGGCCUUUAACUUCACAAUAAGCUAUUAAUUAUUCGACUAUAUUUUGAUUUAGUAUACCCUUUACGACCACCUAAUGAUACUACAAGAUACAUAGAUAUUCGUUUUAUUCUAUGAACUAUAUGCACUUGAAUAUUAUUAAUGUAUACUAAGCAUUUAUAUCCCUCAGCCCAGUGUACUCCCGUGGUUACAUUACUUAUAUACAGUAGAACCCGUUUAAUACGAUACGAUCACGCUUAAUACGAUUUCUCGCAUAAUACGCCAUUUUGCGUCAGUCCCUGCAACAAUACGAUUCGUCAUCCCGUUUAAGACGCCUAAAUCGCCAACACAUAUUACCUCUUGCGGCAACAUAAAAUUCAAUGACAAUGUAAAUAACACUCAAGAUUAGGCCUUAAGUGAUAAUGAUCAAGAAGAUGAGUAAACUCCGAUUUUGUCACACGCCCAGGCAUUAUCAGUAGGGCAUCGAGAACCGAUUACAUUUUCGGAACCGGUUCUUUCGGUUCCCUUCAAAACACAGAACCGGGUACCCGGUUCUUUUGGGCAAGUAAUUUAUUUAAAGGGUAGAUGAUCAAAUAAUGAAGUGCUUAUUCAAAAUCAAUAACCAUGUUUUACUUAUUAGAAACACAAGAAUCUUUAAAAAUUGCAAUGUUAACAAAAACCAUCGAUUUUUAAAUUCUGAAAUUAAUAACAAUUAGUUCAGUUCACAGUAUUCAGUUCUUUCUUAAUUUUGCGAAAUAAACAGAAAUUAUAACAUAUAAAUGUUUUUUUUUUCUUACAACUAAUCAACUUUAAUAAUGUUCCAAAAUAUAUAAAAAUGAACAUUAUUAAACUACUAGAGGUCGCCCGCGACUUCGUCUGCGUUAACUUAGUUUCUUGAAAAUCCCUCUGGAACCUAACAUUUUUUCGGGAUAAAAGCAGCCUAUGUGUUAAUCUAGGGUGUAAGCUAACUCCAUAGCAAAUUUUAUUAAAAUCAUUCCAGCCGUUUAGACGUGAAGAAGUAACAAACAUACACACUCACAUACUCACAAACUUUCCCCUUUAUAAUAUUAGUGUGAUAUAAAAUCAAACAUACCUGCAAUAUGGCGUAAACACAGCAGAACGAUGCUUACUUUCCAGUUAAAAUGGCGUACUGACAUUGCAUUGGCCGGCGCCACCGGCGCCUAGCUACAUUUUUUUAAUAGAUUUUCAUCUUCGUAUACGAGACUUUUUGAGCUUGCGUGGGUAAACAAAAUGUUUUAAAAUAAUAACCGAAAGAACCGUUAGAACCGGGUUUUUACAUCUGAGAACCGGUUCUUUUAGAUACUCCCAGAACCGGGUUUUUCCGGUUCUUUCGGUUCCGGGUAGAACCGGUUCCGAUGCCCUAAUGAUCAGCAGUUAAUGAUUUAAGACGAUAAUUAUGUAACUUCUUUGAAUCAAAGCAAAGACGCACUGCAUAAGUAAAAAUGUUUUUAAAAUCUUGUAAUUGUUUAUGCCUUAAAACCUAAAAUAGUGAUUAAUUUAAAUAACAUUAUAAUAAAUAAUAAUACACUAUUUUUUUAUAACAUACAUAAUUCUUAAAUAUUGUACAUUUAAUACCUCAAUACCUAUAUUCGAAAUUUCCUUGUCCCGCAAUCCCGCAUAACACGAUUUCCCGCUUAAGAAGCGUUUUUGGUUGAGUCCCUGUGAAAUCGUCUUAAACGGGUUUUACUGUACUUGACCGCUGUAAAUUCUACCCUCCCGAUGGUCCACGGGACGCGGGAGGGGGAUGCGCUCGACCAAUCAAUCAGUAGCCUGUCGGCUGCCGACAGCGAUAGAGUCACGAUCAGAGCUCGCGCGGUUGCAGCCUUGUGUCCGCUAUACAUGAGGCAUUGCAUACAGCACACAUGGAAUUACCCGAAUCUACGUAAAUAAAAAGUUUAGAAGUCAAGCAAAGACUGUGCUAUUAACUGUAGCGUAUUUUAAAUAAAUAUGAUUUUCCUUGUAACAAUAUUUAUAUAGCAAGACUACGCAUUAAUUAACAUUUACAAUUGAAAAAAAUAUAUUACAAAAUCAAAAUAAUUAUACUAAUACAUUCGAAAUAAUAAUACGCUUUAGAAAUAUCAACAUGAAGAUUUAAUUAUCAUGAAAUAUCUCGCCGCGUCGGCAAUGCCGUGUGUACCUGUGCACUUAGCCCCGAGUCCCGCGGGCCAUCGGCCUAACCCAGCCUGAGCACCGCGAUGUGUUAUAUAAAGCGUUGUUAUCACACUCAAUUGUCAAAUUACUAUGGUGUUUGACAGUUAGACGCGAUAAAAAACGUGAUGCAAUGGUAAUUGUAGUACUCAUGCUACGGGGACAGGGAUGGGCAAACUUUUUCUCUAUCGUGCCAAUAUUUACUAUCAUUUAUUUAUGGCGGGCCACGAUUUGCACCUAUGCUAAUCUAUUUGAAAUUUUGUGAUAAGUCUUACAGUGUAUUUUAAUUUAAUGUAGUAAAAUAAAUUUUUGAAGACUUGUAAUGUAACCGUUUGUUUUUCGGAUCCUUGGCAUCUACAUGAUAGCAUUUCGAUUAUUACCAUGCAUCCCAGGGCUCAGCUGCUUAUUUAGGCUCGUUAGUUUAUUAGAUUAUCAAAUUAAUUUCUACUCAAUCUAACGACACGUAUCUUUCUUGAAGGAAAACGGUCAGUUGGUAGUAUUUAUUUCGAUCUAUCAAUUCAAUCUCCAAUUUUAGAUAUGUAUUAUGUUCUUGAUCAAUUUCAGAUUGAAUCAAUUGAAAGUUUGAUCAGUUUGAAACAAUAUUUGUGAAUACUAUUGUCAAAUAAUACACUUCCAGACACAUCUAUCAGCCCAUUUAGUAUUAUAAUUUUCGAAGCUGUAGCAAAAAUAUAUGUUCGGUUAAGCAAUAAUAAUUAAUUCUUAAUCACAUAUAAAAGAGAUGGUUAAUAAAUCAGCUUCAAAACUGCGUUAAAACUUUUUCUCAAUGUAACAUUUAUUUUCAGCUAGCGACCGUCAAAACUUAAAAUGAUAGUUGUGUCGAUAGAUCAGUCCAGAAGUAUAUUUUAGCUUACAUUAAAACAAAAGGGAAGAUACGGUACGCUCAUACUAGCAUAAAAUAAAAUAUGCUCCGCCUCAACUACAUACGCAACUCUCACAUACGCACACUUCUGUAAGUCUGGGGUCCUUUAUGAGAGGCGUGAAGAAGCAUUUAUGCAGGCCGGCAAGAUGAGGAUGGUUGGUGUUUUAGAUUAAGUAAAAUAAAGAACACUUUAUCUUGAACCACCAUCUUUAUUGUGUAGUAAUCAUAGUCACAGUGUUGCCAUUAACUACAAGUUACUAUAUACAACAGUUGGUGUAGCAGUUUAUAGCUGCUGAACCAGCUAUCUUCGCGUUUGGACUUUAUCACCACUUAACAUCAUACAGGUGGGGUAUAGUCAUUUGCCUACCUCGCUAUAAAAAAAUCAUUCAAAGAGCGAGACACGACUGUGAGUCCGGGUAAAGAGCGAGACACGACUGUGAGUCCGGGUCGCUUGGUAAUAGACUGCCUUUUUUCUUACAAACGGCAGAGCUUUAUUGUUGCCCUUGUCUUGAUAAGAAAUGGCUAAUAAGUAAAUAACAUUCAUGACAGUCCGUGAUUUUUGGGGAAAAAUGUUUUUAUAGUUUUACCAAUGUAGUGUUGCAGUGGAAUUGUUUAUUUGAUCUUCAACUACAUAUUUGUUUUUUUUUUAAAGCAUCGGCGAUUUUGUUUUAUCUUCACAACACAGAAUAUACGCAAUAUUGUGAUUAUGAGUGCACAUGUAGCGUGUUUGGAUGUUAAAUUGUGACUAAAGCUAAUUGUGUUCAUGCGCCACAAUUUAAGCGGUACACUUUAGAGCCGCGAGUGCCAUAUCUUCCAUUAUUGUUUUAAUCAAAGAUAUUUAAUCAUAAUACACGCAGGAUUCCUUGUCAAUUAAAAUUAUGAUCAUUGUGUGAAUUUGUAAUAAUCAUGUGAAUAAGCAUUUUAAUAAAAUAACACUAUUAUGGAAUUGCAUUUUAUUGAUCUCUUUGUUAUUCAAUUCAAUACAUGUCAAAUAAUUAAUCUUCAUCACAAUAUUAUUAAACAUAGUCCCCCAUAUUAAUAAGCGAAGAAUAAGCUUGGAUUUGUUACUCCAUGUUUUGUCUCUGUUCAUUGAAUGAUAAAAGGCAUUUGAGUGAUAGGAACAAAACAUGGUGUAACUAGUCAAAGCUUAUUCCGCGUUUAUUAAUAAGGAGGAACGAGCGCAGGAUUAGUCAAACGAUGUGUAAACUGCCUCAAAUCUGAAUUUUUCGUGUGCAUAUUGAAAUUGACGGUCCGUCCAUUAAUUACCGUAAAAUGGGGUGUAUAGAAUUAAAGGGGUGAAUAUAGACUAAACCAAAAAAGUUUCAAAACUCCGAUUAUGUAUAUUCUCUGGUGUAUGCUAUGGUAUACUAGUCUACAAACUCAAGAAAAAAAAACUUUCGGCAAAUUCGUAGUAAUAGUACAGGAUCCCAAUACCGCCAGAACUUUCUUAUUUUGUCAUGGACAAAAUAUGGAUAAUAAUUAAUGAUUAUGAACGUACAUACUCGCUAACUUGUGCUGUGGGCUAAUUUUCAGGUAUCAGGUUGCCACCUGAGAACCACCAGGCACGUAAAAAGCCUUUGUUCCCAACGAGUCACACUGUAACCUGUAACAUUGUGACUCGUUGGGAAAACUUUGUAAAAUAAUUCCCAACUAGUCACACUGUAACACGUUGGGAGAUCUACCUUAAAUAAUUCCCAACCAGUCACACCACACUGUGACACGCUGAUAGACCUUUCUUAAACCAUUCCCAACCAGUCACACUCUGACUCGUUAGGCCAGGCAGCUAUCUCUGAAGUGCUUUGUGAUGAAUCCGGUUCCACAAUAGCCUUUAAUUCUUCAUUUUGCACUUUGGCCUCCGGCCGUCCACGGCGUUGGUUCUGAAGGUCGAGAUUUCCAAAUCGAAAACGUUGAAACCAAAAACGUACCGUGCUUUCUUUUGCGACACCAGCGCCGUACACAUCAUUAAUCCUUCGAGCUGUUUCUGCAGCACUGGUACCACGGUAGAACUCGUACUCGUAAAUAUACCAAUAUUUCAUAUUUUCCAUUGGGCGGUAAUAAGCGACGCCAAAGAAAAAUAUAAUGAGGAAAAAACCAAAUGAGAGACUGUUUUCAAAACUCAAAUGUCAAAGAGAAGAUUUCAGAUCAAAGUGGUCAGUACGACAAAACGCUAAUUUCAAAUGUAAGGAGCUAAUAUUUCAAUAGCCUGUAAUUAAGCACCAAACACGAAUUUAUCGUAAGCAAUAAGAGGAAAAAAGGUUGCCUUCCUUUUAUUACAGCAAAAGUAGCAGUGUAGCUGAUUAUUUAGUGAAAUUAGGACUAAGACGUAACAUACACCUCAGACAUACAUACAGACGUAACAUAACCAACACUUAAGAGUAGAUUGGUCUAACGAUUCACAGUGUGACUGGUUGGGAAUAAUUUCGAAAGGGUCGCCCAACAUGUCACAUGUGUGUCUGGUUGGGAAUUAUUUUACAAAGUUCUCCCAACGAGUCACAGUGUAACAGGUUACAGUGUGACUCGUUGGGAACAAAGGGUAAAAAGUUUACUCACUUCACUUUACACUGAGGAAUGAUUCCUACGUAUGUUGUGGAAAAUAUUGUAAACAAUUUUUAAUUAAUACUGCCAGACUCAUUUGUCAGCAGUUUUUUUUGCCAGACACAUUAAAUUUCGAAAGCAACACAACAUUACUUAACUUUUGCAAUAACAGUGUAAACUCCAUGUACUCCGUCACUCGAUUUAACGACAAACUCCUUAAAGUGUCGUAAUCACUCGUCUUCGGUUGGUUUAGUUUGUUUGACAUACAAUGAUACACUCCAUAUAGCAUUACACCCACUCUCAAUAACGACAACAAUUAAGUAAUAAUAAAGUACUAUAGAGUUCUACCCAGAAGGGAUAGAACCUGGGAGCGUAGACGUUAAUUGAAAGAAGAUGAUAGAGAUAAAUUAUUUAUUUUGUUUUAUCAUUCAGGCUAAUAUAAAAGUAUUUUAUCUAAAUACGAGAGGAAAUUCUUGGUGCCUGAAGAUCUAAUCUUGAAUGGAACCUUCUAUCAAAAGACAGACGAUUCCUUAUUUCAAAUCUUAAAAUCAUGACAUUAUCUUUUUAAUAUAACUGCCAACCGUAGGCAUUGCAAAAGCAAAGAGUUUACCUAAACAAGGAGGCUGCAACGUUAAGGACGUUACAUCCCUCCGGCACCUCUAAAAAAAAAAUUGUUUUGUCA